Messenger RNA from Necator americanus (New World hookworm), 1635 nucleotides. RefSeq lists its product as uncharacterized. The transcript is spliced from 13 exons. The coding region runs from base 1 to 1635 and encodes 544 amino acids. The record is from RefSeq and is a predicted model, not a curated record. Lineage: Eukaryota; Metazoa; Nematoda; Chromadorea; Rhabditida; Ancylostomatidae.
AUGUCGACAUUUGAUCAAAUCUCCGAAAUCGGUGGAUCAGGUGAUCAUGCUGCUCCUUAUCCGCCGAGACCUUUGGCUUCGGUAUCGGCUCCACCAUUGUCAUCGCUUUCUCUGUCACCUCCGUCAGAGUUGCCGCUGCCAUCGCCGAGACCUUCAACGACACCUCCAGUUCUACAAACACGAAAACCAGGGCUCAUGGGACCAGUGCCACCGCUUCUUCCUCGUGUCGUACCGCCACUGCCAUAUGGAAUCCCACUGCCGGCCCCUCAUCUGCUACCAGUACUGCACCCGCAUCUCGUUCCAAGACCAUCGUAUGCCAUGCCUCCGCCAAUGAUUCCUAGGGCGCCUAUCAUGCCGCCACCACCGCCACGACCUUUGGUGCCACCAUUGCUUCCUCUGCUGCCACCGCCGCCACAUUUCUUGUCUCCUCCGACGUUCUGCCUGCCUGUGCUGCCACCAAACAUGAGACGUCUUCCAUCACAGUUUGGUACUUCGCCACCACCACGAAUUGGCACUUUGCCAUCACCACAGCUUGCUCCUUCGCCACCAACUUCGAUGUCACCGGCACCACAACUGCCGCCGUCGUUCGUCAACAAUCUUCGUCCAGCGAACCCGAAUAGUAUGGAACCCAUGUCGUGGAACGUUAAUCCGAACAGUCGUGAAUUCGGAAGUCACAGCGCUAUGUGGUCCAGUGCAGCUCUUGCUCGUCCCGUUUGGGCUCAACAGCCCUCUCAAAUGAACAUUCCAAAUGAUCAGCAGGUUCGCGAGCAGAAUCCUGAAGACGACGAUUAUCCUGAUGAUGAAUCUGAUUCCGACAUCGAGUCUGAGUUGGAACCCGGUGAAGAUGCUGCUCCUAUUCCAGUUUCCUUUUUUCCGAACGAGGUAAGAUCCUAUCCUUCUUUGCAAGCCAACUUCAAGGGUUCAUACUUCAUAAUGCUCGCGAAUACUGUCACAAUAGAAAUGUCUGUUGAUCGUUGUAUGAGACUUACAUUUGGGAAAGUUUCGGUGUUUAUUAGUGGAGACGGUACUACUACUUCAAUCGCUCAUAAAAACAUGUAUAUGGUACAGAAUGGUCCUCAUCUUGCUGCAAAAUUCACCGUUUCAUCCGUCACCGAUCAACACGUUAUGAUUACCGAAGGAGGUGUUCUGAUAACGGCCAGCAAUCUGGAUAAUGCUUUCCUUGUUUCGGAUAGACUAGGCGUCUGCUUCAUUCCAUUGAAUAGUCUUGACUUCACUCUUGGUCAAUUGAACGGCCAAAUUUGUAAGAAAUAUUUCGAGGAAUUUGCAACGGUUGGAGUACAAUAUUACGAUCAAGUAGAGGAAAUUGUUGGAGCAGCUAGAUACUAUAAAAAACGUCCAUGGAAAUCGAACAUAUACGUACAAGGAGUGUUUGUUCGCUAUGUUGAUCAUGGAGAAGUUGUGUAUCGUUACACCCCCUACUCCGUUCAUUACAAUAGACGUUCAGGAUGUCUGUCACUCAAAACUCCUCGCAUCGAAGUUUCGAUUAAGGAAGGAUCCAAAGUGGAAAUCAAGUUCGGCACCAGACGUGUACACGUAUCCAACAUGGGCAUUGUUGUAUCGGAUAACGCAAGAUCAGCUUCUCUGGAUCUUUUCGGAAGGCUGGUAUCUGUUUGA